AUGCACACGCCAACCAAUUACUAUCUCUUUAAUCUUGCCAUAUCGGAUUUACUCAUGUUAAUACUCGGAUUACCGCAAGAGAUUUACAGUUUAUGGUCUGCGUAUCCGUUUCUUUUAGGAGAAACGAUAUGUCGUUUACGACUUUUAGCCGCUGAGGCCUCAACGUAUACGUCCAUAUUAACGAUCACCGCGUUCACGGUGGAACGAUACAACGCCAUCUGUUAUAAUCCAAUGAGGGCCAAUAACUCCAAUCUGUCACGUGUCAUCAGAGUUAUUAUAGCAAUUUGGUUAUUUUCAGUGUUGUGUUCGAUACCGGUGGGGUUACAAUUCGGGAUCGUUUACAUCAAAGCCAACAAUGUUCCAAUUCUAGAGUCUGCACAGUGUAACACAAUAAACGAAGCAGAAGCCAAAAUAGUGUUUCAGGUGUCGACAUUUUUAUUUUUCAUGUUUCCAAUGGCGGUGAUAGCCAUUUUGUACUUUAUGAUAGCCCUGGCUAUACGGAGGUCUGUUUUAAUCCGCAGUGGAUCUGACUCGUCAAACGAGAGUCAAACUGUGGUGGACCCAGAACUUAGGAUCACUCAACAAACACAAGUUCGACAGUCAGUUUUAAAAAUGCUCGUUGCUGUAGUGGUGGCGUUUUUCGUCUGUUGGGCUCCGUUCCAUGCUCAAAGACUUCUAGUAGUUUAUGUCGAGGAUUGGACUUUAACCCUGAUACUCGUUCAUGACUGUUUAUAUUACGUGUCGGGUGUAUUGUAUUAUAUCAGCACCACGAUAAACCCUAUCCUUUACAGCAUCAUGUCUGUCAAAUUCAGACAAGCUUUCAGA
This is a messenger RNA of Lottia gigantea (owl limpet), 825 nucleotides long. RefSeq lists its product as hypothetical. Gene Ontology annotation, biological process: neuropeptide signaling pathway. The record is from RefSeq and is a predicted model, not a curated record. The annotation marks the transcript as partial. Gene Ontology annotation, molecular function: neuromedin U receptor activity. The transcript has 2 exons. Gene Ontology annotation, cellular component: plasma membrane. NCBI's taxonomy places the organism in Eukaryota, Metazoa, Mollusca, Gastropoda, Lottiidae.